Messenger RNA from Drosophila subpulchrella, 1818 nucleotides. Its product is annotated as zinc finger protein 236-like. The coding region runs from base 50 to 1771 and encodes 573 amino acids. Gene Ontology annotation, cellular component: nucleus. NCBI's taxonomy places the organism in Eukaryota, Metazoa, Arthropoda, Insecta, Diptera, Drosophilidae. The record is from RefSeq and is a predicted model, not a curated record. Gene Ontology annotation, molecular function: zinc ion binding. The transcript is spliced from 2 exons.
CCAUCACUAUGGGCAUCACAGGGUGGCUAGUGCCUUUGUAUCAGUAAAAAUGUCCAGCAAAAAAAGGAAAGAGCCGUGUCGCGUUUGCUUUAAGAAAUCAUAUUGUGCCAUAAACAUAUUCGACAAGCGACCAGAUGUUCUGGAUGUAGUUUCACGAUACUCUUGCCAAGAAGUUAGUAGAGGAGAUUCAUUACCUGAAUUCGUAUGCCGAUUUUGCCUGGCGGAUGCGAUUGCCUUUCAAGCAAAUCAGCAGUUCCUCGAGGAAAAUGCCCCCAUGGAGGCGGAAGUCUACGAAAUAUCCGAGUUCCCAGACAACGACGGGGUCCCUGAGCAGAACUCAUUAGCAGAAGAAUAUUUUGAAAUUUUUGAAUACACAGACGAGAAUGAAGAAAUUGGGGAUGAAGAAUGCACAAUGCAGGACUCCCUGGUGGAAGAAUCAACUGCUAAUAAUGAAGAGGAGGAAAGGAGAAGAAGGAAAGAUGUACCUAUUGAUAAUGAAGCAUUCCAGGAGUCGUCCAGUAAUAUUGAUUCGUUAAACUGCCAAGUAAUCAACGAGCCAAUCGAAGAUAACUUGCUUGAGGAUGAAGUCGGCACAGAACCAAAUGAGCAUUCACAAACUAAGUUGCCUAAGGAUCAACAGUUCAGUUUUGAUCAUAGCCCGGAGCCCUUAUCGAAUGGAAGCACCCAAGAUGAGGAUGGGCUCAUCCACUGUCCUGAUUGCCCGAAGACCUUCAAAACACAAUUAUGUUUUUUAAAACACAGCGCCAUUCACGCGCGCUCUUACACGCCACCGGAGUACUUCAGGUGUUCCUUCUGCAUGAAGUUCUUUCCGCAGCAGUCCGAACUGGAUCUACACAUGAUGGAUCACUCUGGAGGAAGGUUUGAUUGCACUUUUUGCUCCAAAUCUUUUACCUUGGAGAACGAUUUUAAGCAUCAUAGGCAACUUUACCACUUUUUGGACGCAAAGAAUGAUGAGCCUUUCCAGUGUCCCGAUUGCCCAAAGUCCUACAAGAGAUGGGGCCCUUUUCAGAAUCACAGGAAAGUUCACGGCAUGGCACAGGAAGAACUUCAGGUGGCGUCCAGUAAUAUUGAUUCAACCAACUGCCAAGUUGUCAACGAGCCAAUCGAAGAUGACUUAACCGUGGAUCAAGUCGGCACAGAACCAAAUGAGCAAUCACAAACUCCUAAGAAGUUGCCAGCCAACUACAAGAAAAAUGGCUCUUUUCAGAUUCACAGGAGAAGUACAAAAGAAGUACUUCAGGUGUCGUCCAGUAAUGUUGAUUCACUCAACUGCCAAAAUGUCAAUGAGCCAAUUGAAGAUGACUUAACCGUGGAUCAAGUUGGCACAGUACCAAAUGAGCAUUCCCAAACUCCUAAGGAGUUGCCCGCCACGUCGUUAGAGAGCGAUAAGCCUUUCCGGUGUAACAUAUGCCCGAAGUCCUUUUAUAAAUGGGUCUAUCUUAAGAGGCACAUGACCGUUCACAAUAACCCCCUGCAACCAGUUUACUUCAGAUGUUCCGUCUGCCUGGACACCUUUAAGAAGAAGGCCGAUAUGGACCUGCACAUGGAAGGUCACACUGGACAGCUGUAUCAGUGCUCUGUUUGCCCAGAGACUUUUACCUUUGAAAACGAUCUGAAGCGACACAAUCGCAAGCAACACCAUUUGAAUCCAUACAAGUGUCCACUCUGCCCACUAUCUUAUACUGGGAAAACCUAUCUUGAAUCUCACCUCGUCUCCCACGGUGUCAGUGUUAAAAAUAAAAUGACAUAAUCCGAAGUUAGUUAAUAAAUAUAACUAAAUUUGUGCUUUUUUACUCA